AAACAGCUGCUUCCUGCUUCCGCCGUGGUUCUUCCUGCCUGCUUUCGGGAGCCGAGGCGCCCCGUGCACCCUGCGCCUCGCUUUCCCACAGCCCGCGCGCCCCCGGCUCCCGGAGCCCCGGCCCCCGCAAGUCCCCCGGAGCCCCGACGGCGGCAGGCCAGCGCCCGACCGGGGAGAGCGCCGCCUUCUCCGCGUGACCGCGCCAUGGCCGCCUCCGACUUGUCCACCAACCUCCAGGAGGAGGCCACCUGCGCCAUCUGCCUCGAUUACUUCAUGGACCCGGUGAUGACCGACUGCGGCCACAACUUCUGCCGCGAGUGCAUCCGGCGCUGUUGGGGCCAGCCCGAGGGCCCGUACGCCUGCCCCGAGUGUCGCGAGCUGUCCCCGCAGCGCAAUCUGCGGCCCAACCGCCCGCUGGCCAAGAUGGCCGAGAUGGCGCGGCGCCUGCACCCGCCGUCCCCGGUGCCCCAGGGCGUGUGCGCCGCGCACCGCGAGCCGCUGGCGUCCUUCUGCGCCGACGAGCUGCGCCUGCUGUGCGCGGCCUGCGAGCGCUCGGGGGAGCACUGGGCGCACCGCGUCCGCCCGCUGCAGGACGCCGCCGAGGACCUCAAGGGCAAGCUGGAGAAGUCCCUGGACCACCUGCAGAAGCAAAUGGAAGAUGCCCUGCUGUUUCAGGCUCAGGCGGAGGAGACCUGUGCCCUGUGGCAGGCAGCACUCCUGCUCCAGACCCUCAGCCCCGGGAAGAUGGUGGAGAGCCAGCGGCAGAAUGUGCGUGCAGAGUUUGAGCGGCUGCGCCGCCUGCUGGCAGAGGAAGAGCAACGGCUUCUGCAGAGGCUGGAGGAGGAGGAGCUGGAGGUGCUGCCCCCGCUGCAGGAGAGCGCUGUCCGCCUUGGGCAACAGAGCGCCCAGCUAGCCGAUCUUGUCGCUGAGCUGGAGGGGCGCUGCCAGCUGCCGGCCUUGGGACUGCUGCAGGACAUCAUGGACACCCUGCGCAGGGUCCAGGAAGUGAAGCUGCAGCCGCCUAAGGUGGUGCCCAUGGAGAUGAGGACGGUGUGCAGGGUCCCGGGGCUGGUGGAGGCUCUGCAGAGGUUCCGAGGGGACAUGACGCUGGAUCCGGACACUGCUAACCCCGAGCUGGUCCUGUCGGAAGACAUGCAGAGUGUGCGGCGGGGGGACCUGCGGCAGCCCCUGCCUGACAGCCCCGAGCGCUUUGACCCCGGGCCCUGUGUGCUGGGCCGGGAGCCCCUGAGCUCCGGCCGCCACUACUGGGAGGUGGAGGUGGGCGAGCGGGCCAGCUGGGCCUUGGGUGUCUGCAGGGAGAAUGCUAACCGGAAGGAGAAGGGUGAGCUCUUUGCAGGCAAUGGGUUCUGGAUCCUGGUGUUCCUGGGGGGCUUCUACAACUCCUCUGAGCGGGCCUUUGCCCCCCUUCGAGACCCACCCCGGCGUGUAGGCAUCUUUCUGGACUAUGAGGCCGGGCACCUGGCAUUCUACAGCGCCACCGAUGGGUCACUCCUGUACGCCUUCCCUGAGACGCCCUUCUCAGGGACGCUGCGGGCCCUCUUCUCACCUCUGUCUAGCAGCCCCACCCCCAUGACCAUCUGCCGACCCAAGGGAGGGCUCGGGGAUGGGCUGGCUUCCCAGUGAGCGGUGUCUCAUGCCUUCGUCCUGCCUUUGAGUCUUCAAGGGUAUCCUGAGCCACAGGAAGAGCUCCCAAUGCCACUUUGUGUGCUUAGUAAAAUCCCUCUACCUCUGUCAUCCCUGGGAAGCCAACACUGUGGGGCCAGCAGCAUCUCCCAGGUGACCUUCCAUGGCCAUCUGGUGUCACCAGUGCAUUGCUCACAGUCCUCUGCAUAGCCCAAGCCAGGGUCCUGGGGAGCUCUGUUUGCAGGAGCCCAGCUGGUCAGCAUUGAGGCCAGGGCCUGUGGAACUUUCUGAGGCUUCAGCCUGAGUCCUUGACAGCCCCAGGGCUGUAUCCCCAAAGAGCUGCUGUCUUGUGAGGCCGCUGGGAGGGAGGUGAGUCCGUCAGCCUGUCUCAGGGCCUGGUCCUAGAAAAUGGUGCUGGAUGUGGAUGCCCCAUUAAUCGGGGUGCAGCAGUCAUCAGGAGAGGGGGGCAUGGGAAAGGCCAGGGGAAGAGUGCUCAGGGCAAAAGGUACUACAUAAGGGGUCUGAGGAACCUGGGUACAAGCCCUCAAGUCCCCCAGCAUGGGCCACUGUGGGCUUCUGCAGAAUGCUCCUUCCCACCCUGGAGCUGGGCACUGGCUGAGAAAAGACUGGCCCUGCCUGGGGAAGGGGUGAAGCUGCGUAGACCCCCCACCCCCACCACUUCAAUCCAGGAUUUCUAUUGGCUUGUUUUGGUGCUUUUUCACAAGAAGGUGUGUACCCCAAGAUUUGAUAUCUGUGGUAAGGACCAUCCUUACAGUAAAUAAACUAACCAUUGUCUGUGAUGCCACUUGUGAAUUGGGUGGGAGAGUCCAUGGGCAAAGGCCUACCAUCCAUAGCAAAGUUGGGGACACAGUGGCUGGCUGCAUUUCAUGCAACUGCCAUGGGAUUCUUUUUUUCAAAUAUCUGAUCAACAGUUCUAGGUUCCAUGGUGUUCAAUAGCUAGUUACUUGAUUAUUUAUUUGCUCAUUCUCCUAUUGUUGGACUUUUUUUUAAAUGUAUGUACCACUUUGAACAAUUCCUUCAAAUUAUGUACCCGGGAGGUUUUUCCUCAGUCAAGCCAGGAAUCUGCCACUUUUCUGGCUGGGGAGGUUUCCCCAUCCUUUCCCAGGUGACUGCCUACUGUUUCACUCCCUGUUGAGAAUCUGAGGUACUGGUUGGUUCUUGCCUGAAGCAAGAUUUGGACUUUGGGAUUUCCUGGAUGGCCACCGGCUGCCAGAAGGUGAGACAGGAAAGCCUCGGUGAGAGUUUGGAGGAGCACACGACUGCCCCAAAACAGCAGGAUGGACACCUAACCAAGGCUUUGGAGCAAAGCUGGACACCAGUGUGAGGGAGGGAAAAUAUUCCCUCCACCCGUCUGAUCCCUGUCUGGAGCCCGGUAAUAAAAGAUUAAUGAGAAAAAGAAGUGUAUUAACACAUGCACCUCCUGCACAUGGGAGACACGCAGAGGAAAUGAGUAACUCCAGCAGCAGCUUAGAAGUCCGGCUUCUGCAGCCACUGCAAUAAAGAAGUUUGUGGGAAAUGACAGUCCGAAGCAGUACCAGGGUAGGGGCUGGUUGGGGGUUUAUGGAGAUUCCCAGAGCCAGCCCCAUGCUGAGGGAUCUUACUGUCCCCUGUGACUGACUCGGUCCUUUUAGGCAGGGGGAGGACUCGCAGCUUCUCUGCUAUCUGCAUAUCAACGGCCUUUAGCUCAAAUGAUCCUGUUGCCAAACUGGGAAGUUUGAGAUGGAAUGUUCACAUAUCCAUCACCAGGUGACAAGAAAUGAGCUUAGUUGAUGACCACACACCCAUGCUGAGUGCACUGUCCACGCAUUUUACCUACUGAGUGGAUCCUGUGAUAGCUCCUCACUCUUCUGUCAUGGACCACAGUAAAGGAAAGAUUUUGUCCGUGUAGCUGAUACCUCAGAGUGGCUAAGAGCUACAAAGAUGUGUCCCAACAAGUAGUGAGUGUCUCCCAACAUGAGCAGCAGGUGUCUUCACUACUAGUGGGAUCUCCUGUAUUACCAUGGGGUGCCCCCCUACACUACCAGGGGGUGUCUCCAAUACUGCUACUGGGAAGGGGACCUGGCCCUUGGUGGGUCUGCUUAGGGCCAGUUGGUAGUAUGUGGGUUCUUGACUUCAUGCAGGAAAGAUUUCAUAACACAAGUCCAGGUGAAUUUUAGAGGACAUUUAUUAAAGCUGGGGACAGUGAAGAGAGGGCCGGGGAAAUGAGCGUAGGUUGGGCUGCUUUGGCUCACUAAGAAGUCAGAGAAAAGGGGGGCCUUGGGUCAGGUUCUGGGGGAUUGUUUGGGAUGAAUUUGCUGCCCUGGUUUGCAAGCCUGGUAGUGUCCCUUGAACUACCAGUGGGUGUCUCCUGCACUAGCGCUCUGUCCUCUGCCUGUGGGGAAGAGGGCUGGGGUGGGGGGAGGCUCAAAACACUUUCUAAUUGUUAUUGUGAUUUCUUUUUUGGCACCUGGGUUAUUUAGACGUAUGUUUAAUUUCCAAAUAUUUUAGGCUUUCCCAAAUUUCCUUCUGUUGACUUCUGAUUAAACACCAUUGUGGUAAAAACACAAACUUAGUUGUUUUAUUGCCUGGCAUAUUGCUUUCCUGGAGAAUGGUCCAUGUGCAUUUGACAAGAAUGUGUGUUCUGCUCUUCAGUGGAGUGUUCUAUUGUAUCAAUGAUUGUACGGAUGGGAUUUUAAUAUUUGGAGGGGACUGAGUGACAACACCAUUGAAAGAUUAAUUUAGUAUAUUUCUCAAGAGAAGGAGGCAUUCCUCUGGAUUCACAUUACUGCCUAGUGUCAUUUCCUUUCUCCAAAAUAGAACCAUUCCUCCCUCUUCUCUCUGUGCUAUUAGUGAAUAUAUAUAUAUAUAUAUAUGUAUAUGUGUAUAUAUGUGUGUGUGUAUAUAUAUAUAGUUAUAAUCCCAACAAUACAAUUUUAUAAUGGUGGUUUUAUGUGGCUGGCUUUUAAAUCAGUUAAGAAAAUGUUAUUGAUACUGUCUUCUAUGUCUACCUAUGUAAUUAUACUUACCAUGCUCUUUAUUUCUUCAUGUAGAUUUGGGUUUUCAUCUGGUUUCAAUUUCUCUUAGUCCUUUAGUAUUUCUUGUAAGUAAAAGUUGCUAGCAGCAAAUUCUGCCAGUUUUGUAUAUCUAGGAAUAUUAUUUCAUCUUCAUUGUUGAAGGGUAGUUUUGCUAGUUACAGACUUAGCCAGUUUUUAUUCCUUUUAGCUUUUUAAGCAUGUUAUCCAAAUAUCUUUACCCUCCAUUGGUGGUUAUCUUUUAUGUUUUUAUUGAUUUUCAUUUUUAGAGAGUAAGGGAGACGGAGAAAGAAACAUUGAUUGGUUGCCUCAUGCAUACCCCCUACUGGGGAUCGAGCCUAAAACCUGGGCAUGUGUCCUGACUGGAAAUCGAGCAGGCAACCAUUCGGUGCAUGGGACAGUGCUCAACCAACUGAGCCACACUGGCCAGGACUCCCACUGUUUUUAACGAGAAGUCAGUUAUUAAUCUUAUUGAGGUUCCCCUGUAUGUAAUAAGUUGUUUUUCUCUUGCUGCUUUCAAGAUUCUCUUUUGCUUUUUGGCUUUCAUUAAAUUAACUAUAAUAUGUCUAGGUGUGGAACUCUUCAUGUUCACCUUUUGAACUUGAUUGAAUUCAUUGGAUAUGUAUGUUAGUUUUUCAUCAUGUUUAGGACAAUUUUGGCCAUUAUUCAAAUAUUUUUAAUUUCUUUCACUUUCUGGGACUCCCGUUUACCUGUAUGUUAGUAUGUAUGUUGGUGUCUCACAAUUCUCUGUGGUUCUGUUCAGUGCUCUUAAUAUUUUUCUUCAGAUUGGAUCAUCUGUAUUGAUACAUCUCAAAGUUCACUAAUUCUGUCUUUUGCAAACUUAAGUCUGAGCCCUCUUUUUUAAUUCACUUCAAUUUUUGUACUUUCAACUCCAGAAUUUUCAUUUAUUUAUUGUUUAUAAUUUCUAUCUUAAUAAUAUUCUCUACUUAAUGAACCAUUGUCAUACUGUCUAUAAUUUUUUUAAAUUUUUGUAUUGAGGUGCCUACUUAUUUUUUUGAAAUAGUAUGUGUAAGUGCAUAUAACAUAAAAUGUACCAUCUUAACCUUUGUAAGUGUAUAGCACAGUCGUGUUAGCUAUAUGCAUGCUGGUUUUCAAUAGCACCUGGAACAUUUUAAUCUGACAAAACAUUCUAUAAACAUUGAAAAACUCCUCUUUUCCCUCGCCCACCACUGGCAACCACCAUUCUAAUUGCUCUAAGUAUUUGACUAUUGUAGAUACCUCCUAGAAGUGGAUUAAUUCGUAUUUGUUCAUUUAUGGCUGGAUUAUGUCACUUAGCAUAAUGCUCUCCGUGUUCAUCCAUGUUAUAGCAUUUGACAAGAUUUUAUUCUUUUUAAGGCUGAAAGAUAUUUCAUUCUGUGGGUAUACAUUAUAUAUGUAAUCUAUAUAUAAUCACUUUAUUCACAUGUUAAUUGACAUUUGGGGGUUUUCCACCCUUUGACUGUUGUAAAUAAUGCUACAGUGAACAUUGAUGUAUAAAUAUCUAUUCAAGAUUUUUAUUUUUUAAAUAUAUUUUAUUGAUUUUUUUACAGAGAGGAAAGGAGAGGGAUAGAGAGUUAGAAACAUCGAUGAGAGAGAAACAUCGAUUCAGCUGCCUCCUGCACACCCCCUACUGGGGAUGUGCCCGCAACUAAGGUCCAUGCCCUUGACCGGAAUCGAACCUGGGACCCUUCAGUCCAUAGGCCGACGCUCUAUCCACUGAGCCAAACCAGUUAGGGCAAGACCUUUAUUUUUUUAUUAAAUUUAUUGGGGUGACGUUGGUCAACAUGAACAUACAGGUUUCAGGUGUGGAUUUUUAUGUUACAAGAUCUGUAUAUUGCACCGUGUGCCCACCACCCAAAGUCAGAUCUGCCGCCGUAUAUUGGGAACCUCUUUGCCUCCACCCCCGCCGCUCGGGCAGCCACCACACUGCUGUUUGUGUUCACAAGUUUCAGAUCCCACAUAUGAGUGAAAUCAUGGUGCUUAGCUUUUUCUGACUUAUUUCACUUAGCAUAAUGUUCUCAAGGUCCAUCCUUGUUGUUGCAAACGGUGCUAUUUCCUCCUUUUUUAUAGCUGAGUAGUAUUCCUUUGUGUAUACUAGGUGUACCGGUUACUAAUGAGGAUUUUUUUCAAUAGAUGGAGUUACAUAUAUGUUGAUAUAUAUGCGAUUUGAUAUGUAUGCUGUUUUGUUGUAUUGACAACAAGCUUCAAAACUUCAUAUGUCAAAUUUGCUGAAGGUGUUAACAUCAUAGAUAUUUUUACUCUUAAAAAUGUUGACUUUCAUGCCAAAAAAAGAGCAUUUGCGGGAAGUUUUAAUUCAUUAUUUUGAAGAAAAGUGUUGCUGGAUACUUCAGAAAGCUUAUGGUGAACAUGCUCCAUCUCAAGAUACUUGUGAACGCUGGUUUAACACAUUAAGCACCAUGUCAGUCACUGGUGACUGACACUAUACUUUCUGUCUGUACUGCGUCAGUCACUGUUGACUGACGACAUACAAUUUUAAAAAAAAUAUUUUAAUACAUUUUAAAUAACUUGGAGAUCAUAAAAGAAUGUACCUAAAUAUUAUUUGUUACAAAAAUUUUUUUUAAUGAAUAUUAUUAAAGCAGGGUAUGCACAGAAAUGGUUGUCCGGUGCAGGUUUCACAGAGUGUUAUCACUUGAUUUGUCAGCUUUCUGGCAAUAUCUCGUCCAAAUCAUGCUGCAUUAUCUCCGUAGCAUUUUUUACAAUAUCUUCGGACUUUAGACACUCUUCCAGUUUUUGUUGCAGUUUGUGAUGAGAUAUUUGAGGUAUAUUUACAGCAUGGCUACUUGAAAUUUCUUCAUCCCGAAAAUUUGUUAGAUGGACAGCUAAUUUCUUCUGAAAUUCUGUGAUACUCAUAUUCUUCUUGCUAAUAUUUUCAAAUAAAAUAUGAGCAUUGAGAACAGCAGUAUUUAGUAGGGGCUCAAAGGCUAGCUUUUUAUACCAUUUCAUGGAUUUUCGUAACAGGUUAUUAUAGGCACUCAUUUGAUCAGAUAUAUCAACCGCUGCUUUUCCUACAUUAUAAUCUACAGUUUUUGGUUUCCAGUAGUGACCUGAUCUAUUUCCAACCUUCACUAUCUCUGACGUAUGUUUUGUUGAAAGAUGUCCCACUUAUCUUUCCAUUUUAAAAUGGUUAUUCCUUUUUUGUUCUCUUUUGCUAUAAUUUCUCCCCGUUUUAAUUUCUUUGAUGUUACUUCAUGAGGAUUUCCCUGUCGAUUUGAACAUAAUGUUCCUACUAAAUGAGUAUUAUUAUCGAGUAAUUUAUAUGCUAAAUCUAAACUCGUGUAUCAAUUGUCUGUGUACGUGUGUCCCUUAUGGAAUACAUCUCUACAAAGAUACAUUACAACAUUAA
Messenger RNA from Myotis daubentonii (Daubenton's bat), 8040 nucleotides. It is a transcript of the gene TRIM11, whose product is annotated as tripartite motif containing 11. The record is from RefSeq and is a predicted model, not a curated record. Gene Ontology annotation, molecular function: protein binding; zinc ion binding. Lineage: Eukaryota; Metazoa; Chordata; Mammalia; Chiroptera; Vespertilionidae.